AUGAAAUCAUCCUCUUCGGGAUCCAUCAAAAUUCCAACCCUCAAUCUUUCAAAAUUGAAUGAUAAGAAUGAUGAGGAAGCGGAGUGGUUUGAAGAGAGUUCUGAAGUGUUGGGAAACAGUUUUUCGGAACCAAGGGUCGGGAGUAUGAACCAAAGCUCGUCAUUUAUGGAAGAGGGAGGUCUUCAUUUAAGAGGUGAGAAUGUUGUUCAAUUACAACGUGUGCUAGAGAUGAGAGAGUUUGAAUUAAUGAAGUCCAUUGAAUACGGACAAAGUUUAUUAACUAGAAUCAAAUUUCUUGAUAGUCAGUUGGAAAAAGAAAGGGCCGAAAAAGAAAGGCUUGAAAAGAGUUUGGAUUUGGUUGAGGAAGAGAAUGUUGCUCUAAAACAUCGAAUGGAGAGCCUUGAAUUGGUGGGUAUUGCGGAAAAAGGGUAUCUUGUUCCUUAUUAUUAA
Naegleria fowleri is the source of this 450-nucleotide messenger RNA. RefSeq lists its product as uncharacterized. NCBI's taxonomy places the organism in Eukaryota, Heterolobosea, Eutetramitea, Acrasida, Naegleriidae. The record is from RefSeq and is a predicted model, not a curated record. The coding region runs from base 1 to 450 and encodes 149 amino acids. The transcript has a single exon.